Cajanus cajan (pigeon pea) is the source of this 1276-nucleotide messenger RNA. RefSeq lists its product as uncharacterized. Lineage: Eukaryota; Viridiplantae; Streptophyta; Magnoliopsida; Fabales; Fabaceae. Gene Ontology annotation, molecular function: DNA binding. The record is from RefSeq and is a predicted model, not a curated record.
UGGGGGAUUUGAUUGGAGGGUUGAGGAAAGGGGUGGGUGAGUUUAUCAGAGCCUGAGCGAGAAUUGAAUUUGGUGACAGUUUGAGAGAGAGAGAGAGAGAGAAGCAUAUCCUAAUUGCAUUGCAGAUUGCACACACAAAGUGUUUGUGUUGUUGCAAUUGGUAGUUUCCCAAGUCAGAGCAAUGGAGACCGAACCGCAAAGUGCUGCUAAAGACGAGGUCUUGUCGGUUGAGCUUUCAGCACCUCCUGCAUGGAAGAAACUGUUCUUCCCUAAGAAAGUAGGAACACCAAGGAAAAGUGAGAUUGUAUUCAUAGCUCCUACGGGGGAGGAGAUCACUUCCAAGAAACAAUUGGAGCAGUACCUAAAGGCACAUCCUGGGAAUCCCUCCAUCUCGGAGUUUGACUGGGGAACCGGUGAGACUCCUAGGCGAUCUGCAAGGAUCAGCGAGAAGGUCAAAUCAACUCCACCAUCAGAGACUGAGCCUCCAAAGAAGCGACCUCGAAAAUCAUCGUCCGGCUCAAAGAAGGAUAACAAAGAAACUGAACCUGCUGCUGAGGAAGAAGCCAAGGCUGAUGCAGAAGAAACUGAUAAUAACACAGAAGCAAAGACUGCCGCAGAGGAAACCAAGAACAAUAACUCAGAAGUGGAAAAUGCAAGUGAUGAAAAACCUAAGGGGGAAGAAGCAAUGUUGGCAGAGUCGGGGGAGAAAUUUGCUGGUGGAGAAGCUUUGAAUACUGAAGUCACUGAAAAACCCCUAGAGGAUGCUCCGGCACCGGCACCGGCACUGAUUGUAUCAGAAAAAGAAAAUGGCACAUUUGAGAGUAAGCAGGACAUAGCAGAUACUGUGAUGGUUGAGGCAAAUGGGGGAGCUGAGACUGAGAAAGUGAAGGACAAUGUUGAAGAGGCUAAAGAAAUCCCAGUAAGUGAUGGAAAAAGCAGCAUUCAUGCUGAGGAGCAAGUAAAUAAAAUGGUUGACAAUGGACAAGUAAUUUGGAGCUGUGCUCAGUGAAAGUAUUCAUCAUGAUCAUGUAGUGUAAGCUGCAACUUAAUGUACCUUACUACUAAUAUAGCCGGUGACUUUUGUAAUGUUAUUCAAGUUGUUCUAGUUAUUUUAUGACAUGCUGGAUAACUGUAGUCUCGUACUAUAUGACUUCACAUUUGCCUGUAUCACUCCUAGAUUAGAUCUUUUGCUUUUUCAUAGUGCAGUUAUGAACUUCAUUGUAGCCUUUUGUCACAGAUUCGUGUUAGGAAUUAAUUGGUUUUUAUUUUCUCCGGA